Messenger RNA from Cherax quadricarinatus, 1125 nucleotides. RefSeq names its product protein mab-21-like 2. NCBI's taxonomy places the organism in Eukaryota, Metazoa, Arthropoda, Malacostraca, Decapoda, Parastacidae. The record is from RefSeq and is a predicted model, not a curated record.
AUGUUGGUGCCCAGUGACGGCGUCUCCAGCGGCUCAGGCAAGCUGGUGGCCGCCCUCGAGCAGUUCUACGCCGAGCAGGUGUCCAAGAGGCGUAUGAUCGUCAACAAGAGAGUGGAAGAAGUGGUUCAGGUAGCCCAUGACCUCAUGAAACAUGUGGAGGCGCAGGAACCCCGCUGCCUCUCUACUCUCACCCAGGCUGGCGGCCGCUGGGAGGGCCUCCACAUCCUCUCCCCCAACGAGUACCAGGUCACCAUCUACCUUAACCAGAUGGGGGAGUUCAACCUAGUUGACGACGGCACCGUGCCCGGCAGUGCUGUCCUCAAGCUUAGUGACGGCCGCAAACGUUCAAUGUCGCUGUGGGUGGAGUUCAUCACAGCGUCGGGCUACCUGUCAUCACGUAAGAUGCGGGCCAGGUUCCAGACGCUGGUGGCGCAGGCAGUGGAGAAGUCACAGUACCGUGACCAACUGAGGAUGGUGGGUGGAACCUCAGAGGUCCGCGUCAGGAUCAGAGACACUUACACUCUAGACCUCACUCUGGCUUUCAAGUGCUACGGCAUCUGGCCCAGAUCGGCGGCCCACUGGCCCGAACUCUCCUUGCCCUGGCCCGGGGUCGAGCUGGCGGCCGAGGUGAAGAUGUCUGGGUUCACCCUAGUGUCACGUGACUGUUCUCACCUAGCGAGAGACAAGGACAAGGAAAAGCAAGAUGCAGCCAUCACAGCAGAAGGAGACACGUGGGUCAUGGUGUUCAUGGAGGCUGAGGAUAGACUCCUCACUCAAGGCUGCCGCAAAAAGUGUCUUUCCAUUCUAAAGACACUCAGAGACAGGCACCUUGAUCUGCCAGGUAACCCCGUGAGCUCGUACGUGCUCAAGACGUUGGUGCUCUAUGAGUGCGAAAAACACCCGCACGAAUGGGAGUGGGACACCAUUAGCCUAGGGGACCGUAUUAACGGUAUCCUCCUUCAGCUCAUCUCCUGUUUACUGUGCCGCAGGUGUCCUCACUACUUCCUGCCGCAGGUGGAUCUCUUCCGUGGGUCUCCCCGCCAGUCUCUCACCCAAGGAGCCUCCCAGACCUGGCGUCUCACCCGUGACCUCCUCACCAGAACAGAAUAUCUGCAACAAUGCUAA